GUUAUUUCUUCAUCUCUUGCACCUCCUCCGAGCCUGGACAGAAUACACUGAGGACAUUCUAAACAUUAAGGUGUCUGCGUCUGUGUCUCAGUAUGGAGUGGUGUCGGCUACAAACUGGAUGACUGGAUAACUACUACAUCCAGCAUUUAAAGUGCCCUGUUGCCGUGACAACUCCUGACCACUGUCAUGCUCUGACCUCCCAUUUUGUCUCUACCUGUACACACCCUAUCUUUUGCUCUUCUCUUCUGUCUCACGUGGUCCCUCCCUUCCCCAUUUCCCUCUAUUUUCCUCUUUUCUCUCACCUCCUUUUCUUUUUCUCUUUUUCUUUCUUUUUGCCGAGCUUUACCUCAGUCCUCUAAGAACCUAACCUUUUGAGCCAACUUUGGCCUGAAAGCCAAGAUGAGCUGGCUAAGUCGUUUAACUCCCAGGGGUACGGAUGGACGGAACAGCCGGAGCGUUGCCCCAUCUAGCCCAUGCACUGCUGACCCGGAGACAUGCCUGAUAGUGUUUGAGAACCAUUGGAGACAGGUGUCCUGGGUGUUGGAGCAGAAGGACCCGGCGGCUGGUGGAGCUGAUGAUCUUACAGCUGUAAGGAAUCACACGGAUCAGAUGCUGUGUCUGCUGGCAGAUGAAAGACCAGCAGGGGGCGACGGUGAUCCAACAGCUGUCGGCCCCAUUCUGCAACUGGUGGUGUCUGAAAACAUCCUGGAGCGACUGGUGCAGUGGCAUGUGCGUCGUGGUCUGGACCCUGAGAGCCAAACUGCUUUGCUAAAGCUUUUUGAGAUGCUGAUUAGCCAAUCCCAUCAGGCUCUGCUUCAGCAUAGUGCUGUGCUGCAGCCUCUGCUAAGCCUGUUGGGAAUUUGCGUCGACCCUCAGCUCGGCUGCCCACCCAACUUGGAGGCCAGCCUAGUUCUUCUGCUUAACCAGGUGUGUGUAUCCAUGGCAAGGCAGCCUGCAGUGUUGGAACUGCUGUUUAGAUGUGGGGCGGUGCAACAAGGUCCCACCAAUCUUCUAAUCUUCUCUUUACUGGUACCGUUCAUUCACCGAGAUGGAGUUCUGGGCCAACAAGCCCGCGAUGCCUUGCUGUUGGUCAUGGCUACUUCUGCCAGCAACCAUGCCGUGGCCCGCUACAUCACUGAGAACUCCUACUUCUGUCCGGUGCUGGCGACUGGUCUGAGUGCUCUCUACUCCUCCCUGCCACGGAAGAUUGAAGUGCGCAGUGAUGACUGGCAUGCUCUUCAUAGGGAAGACUGGAUGGGCGUUUCCUCUUUGGUGCUUUUUAUGAACAGUUUAGAGUUCUGUAACGCUGUGGUUCAAGUUGCACACCCACUCGUCCGCUGCCAGCUUCUUGACUACCUCCAUAAUGGCUUUCUGGUGCCAGUCAUGGGUCCAGCCCUGCACAAGUCAUCUGUUGAUGAGAUGAUAGCAAGCACGGCCUAUCUUGACUUGUUUCUGAGAAGCAUCACAGAGAAAGCCCUCCUCAAGACUUUCCUCCGUUUCAUACUCCUGCAUCGACAUGACAAUGACACAAUCCUCGAUACGCUGCUCACACGCAUCAGCAGCAACUCACGGCUGUGCAUGGUCUCUCUCAGUCUCUUCAAGACUUUGCUCUCCCUCAACUGUGAAGAUGUCAUGCUCCAGCUUGUUCUCAGGUAUUUGAUGCCCUGCACGCAUGUAAUGCUGAGUCAGCGGCGGGCUGUACGAGAGACUGACCUCUAUGGCAAAUCGGCUGAUAAGUUCCUGUCACUUAUACCAGAGUGCUGUCGAAUCACGGGAGCCAGUAAUGAGAGGGAAGAGGAACCCGUCCUCCGGGGCAAGGUGUUGGGAAGCCCCACUUCAGACUCUCCUAUUCACCCUAAGCCCAACACUCCAUCCCGCUUGACGCUCUUCAUUCGUCAGCAAAGCACAGCCAAUGCGUCCUCCACUGGUGCUCCUGACAACACUCCCUCUUCUCCCCGUGGCAGCGUUUCCACACCAUUAUCCAGUAGUCCAAUGCACCAGGCUACAGAUACAACUGAAUCUGAGUCUGGCUACCUGGAGUAUCUUCGAGAUGCCCGCAGGGGAAUUGAAUUCUGCUCGUGGGCCUGUCGGGACUGGUCAGCCCCUUAUGAUGGUGAAAACCCAUCUCCCAACUCAUCACCACCUCCACCACCACCUCCUACAUCGAACCCAUCGCUCAGUGUGGUGCCUGAGCACUUCUCCUUGCAGCAGCCUGGGCCUAAAGACAACCAGCAGAGGGCAGCCACCGUGGCAGCAACACGAGCAGAAUGGAGUAUCUCAGAUAGGAAUAGUGACGAGUGGGACGUCACGAUCAGCAAGAACUGCAUCAGCCUCACACCUCGCAGUAAGAAACGUAGCCUACUGCCUAGUUCAGUUCCUCUGCAGCCUUCCUCAUCAACCUCAUCAUUGAUCACAGGGGCCCCUUUAGGACCUGCAGAACCUGCAUGUCCGCACCCCUAUGCAGACCCACAUCAAGCACUUUGUAACGGCACUGGGAAGGCAGAUCAGUGCUUAGACAUGCCAGAUGGAGGGAUGGAGGUGAAAAAGGUGAAAAGAGAUGCCGAUGCCAAUGGGCGAGUUGUGGAAACUGGUUUAAAUGGAGGGGUAGGUACAGUCUCUACUCAAUCAAGUUUCACCUUGCAAAGAGAGCGCAGUUCAGUGAUGAAACAACCUCAGGUACAAUCCGCUGUGCUUCCACAGACACAAACAAGCCCUGCUAACCUGCAGUCCUUGUCUCGAGAAUGUAACUCAAGUGAGGGUCAAAGAUUGUCUCAAGCCUCAGGCCAAAAUGAAAAUUCAAUGCCAAAUUCUAGUAGCAAGGGACUGGAGUCAGUUGAAAGUCUGAUUGAGGAACUUUUGGAACAGGUGCCCUCUGAACCUCCGUCUAGAGAAUCUAAUGGCCAGGGCAUCAGCAUUGAAAUGUUUCACCAGGAGCUGAGAGAACUAGAAGAGAGAGUAAAAGAAAGACGGGUUCACACACGAAGCUUUGAGGAGUUCACUGAAGAUUUUUCAACUUUUUCCCCUGGUUCAAACCGGACAGAUGAGGAGUGUCCAUCUUUAGAGGCCGAGCAGGGAGCUGGAGAAACAAAGCCUGACGGCCCUAACACAGCAACGUUUAGUCCAUCGCGACCCCUAGGACAACCUGUUGCACAACCAUACAUAGGUCCUUUUCUGACCGUGCUCUUUUCAAAGCUGGAGAACAUGAUGCAGAAUUCUUUGUACGUGAACGUUCUGCUGACUGGCAUCGUUUUCCAGCUUGCCUGUUACCCACAGCCUCUCCUCCGCUCCUUUCUUCUUAACACAAAUAUGGUGUUCCAGCCCAGUGUUAAGUCUCUCGUACAGGUGCUUGGUUCUGUCAAGAAUCGAAUUGAGGCAUUUGCUGCAGUGCACGAGGAAUUUCCCGCCUUGCUGAGAAAGGCUCGCCGCUUUCUUGUGACGCGAGGCAAACUAGACUGGACUGAUUCACCCGCGGGAGUGCCCCCUCUUCGCCGAUAUGACUCAAUGGUGAAGAGUCGGAAGCCGUCUCUGGGCGAGCUUAUCCUGAGGCACACUAACAGCCCGACACGAGCGCGACAUGCAGCUCAGGCAGCUCUGGCACACGUGAGGGACGGUGGGCAUUCUCUGCACAGCGCUCUAUUCCGUGGCGUGGUGGCUGCAACAGGAACAUCCAGUCUGGAGAAGCAGGCUGAAGCACUGCGGGUGAAGAACACUGUUUACUGUGCAGUUAUCUUCUCAGAGUUUCUCAAGGAGCUGGCAGCCCUGGCACAGGAGCAUGCAGUGGCUAUUCCCUUCCCACCCAGCCAGGGCACUGAGGAAUGAGGUGCACUGCUCAAGCUGCUGUUUUUUUUUUUGUUUUUUUGUGUUUUUUUUAAAAGGGAAAAGUAAGAAUUUAAGACACGUGUAAUUUUAUGUUUAUAGUCAUUUUUAAAUGUACAGCAAAUGUAAGAGGUUUAUUAGUAAAGCUUUAGCAGGUUGUGCAUAUAAAUCUUGUAUAU
This is a messenger RNA of Trichomycterus rosablanca, 3995 nucleotides long. RefSeq names its product FHF complex subunit HOOK interacting protein 1B (gene fhip1b). The transcript is spliced from 13 exons. NCBI's taxonomy places the organism in Eukaryota, Metazoa, Chordata, Actinopteri, Siluriformes, Trichomycteridae. Gene Ontology annotation, biological process: early endosome to late endosome transport; endosome organization; lysosome organization. Gene Ontology annotation, cellular component: FHF complex. The record is from RefSeq and is a predicted model, not a curated record. The coding region runs from base 400 to 3819 and encodes 1139 amino acids.